This is a messenger RNA of Nannospalax galili (Upper Galilee mountains blind mole rat), 2112 nucleotides long. It is a transcript of the gene Capn11, whose product is annotated as calpain 11. The transcript is spliced from 21 exons. The record is from RefSeq and is a predicted model, not a curated record. NCBI's taxonomy places the organism in Eukaryota, Metazoa, Chordata, Mammalia, Rodentia, Spalacidae. Gene Ontology annotation, cellular component: cytoplasm. Gene Ontology annotation, molecular function: calcium-dependent cysteine-type endopeptidase activity; calcium ion binding. Bases 1 to 2112 code for a protein of 703 amino acids. Gene Ontology annotation, biological process: proteolysis.
AUGGCGACUUGCAUAAACAAUAGUCGACUGAAGGCCGAGGGCAUGGGCCAACACAACAAUGCCCAACACUACAAGAACCAGAACUUCGAGGAACUUCAAGCAGUAUGUCUGAGGAAGGGGGUGCUGUUUGAGGACCCCUUGUUCCCCGCAGAACCCAGGUCUCUAGGUUUCAAGGAUCUGGGCCCUAACUCCAAACAGGUACAGAACUUCAGCUGGCAGAGGCCCAAGGAGAUCUCAAGCAACCCCCAAUUCAUCAUGAAUGGUCUCUCUCCCACAGACAUCUGCCAAGGGGUCCUCGGGGACUGCUGGCUGCUGGCUGCCAUUGGCUCCCUCACCACAUGCCCCAAACUGCUGUACCGUGUGGUGCCCAAGGACCAGACCUUCAAGAAAAACUAUGCUGGCAUCUUCCAUUUUCAGUUUUGGCAGUUUGGACAGUGGAUGGACGUGGUGGUGGAUGACCGGCUGCCCACUAAGCAUAACAGGCUAGUGUUCGUGCAUUCCGCUGAGCGCCAUGAGUUCUGGAGCGCCCUGCUGGAGAAGGCCUAUGCCAAGCUCUGUGGAUCCUAUGAAGCCCUGGCAGGGGGCAGCACCAUGGAGGGCUUCGAGGACUUGACUGGGGGUGUGGCCCAGAGCUUCCGACUCAAGAAGCCCCCUCACAACAUGCUGAAGAUCCUUAGAAAAGCUCUGGAUCGGUCUUCCCUCAUGGGCUGCUCAAUCGAAGUCACCAGUGACAGUGACAUGGAAUCGAUAACCCAUAAUAUGCUGGUGAGAGGACAUGCUUACUCAGUGACUGGCAUUGAGAAUAUCCUCUACAGAGGCAAGAUGGAAACUCUGAUUCGGGUCCAGAAUCCCUGGGGCCGGAUUGAGUGGAAUGGAGCCUGGAGUGACAAAGCCAAGGAGUGGGAAGAGGUGAGCCCUGACAUCCAGGUGCAGCUCCUACGGAAGAAAGAAGAUGGGGAGUUCUGGAUGUCCUACGAAGACUUCAUGAGCAACUUUACACUCCUGGAGAUCUGCAACCUGACCCCGGAUGCACUUUCCUCCUGGGACCACAGGAGCUGUUGGCACACCAUCUUCUAUGAGGGCAGCUGGAGGAGGGGCAGCACUGCAGGGGGCUGCAGGAACAACCCUGAGACAUUUUGGACCAACCCCCAAUUUAAGAUCUGCCUCCCAGAGGAGGACGACCCAGAGGAUAACGCCAAGGACAAGGAGGUGGUGUGCACCUGCCUGGUGGCCCUGAUGCAGAAGAACUGGAGGCACACUGGGCCCCAAGGAGCCCAGCUGCUCACCAUUGGCUUUGUCGUCUUCUCGGUUCCAAAGGAGUUUCAGAACCUCCAGGAUAUCCACUUGAAGAAAGAAUUCUUUGUGAAGUAUCAGGACCACGGCUUCUCAGAGAUCUUCACCAACUCCCGGGAGGUGAGCAGCCAUCUUCGGCUGCCUUGUGGGGAAUAUAUCAUUGUCCCCUCUACCUUCGAACCCCACAAAGAUGCAGACUUCCUGCUUCGGGUCUUCACGGAGAAGCACAGCGAGACCUGGGAGCUGGAUGAAAUCAACUGUGCCGAGCAUCUCCAGGAGGAGACCAUCUCUGAGAAGGAUAUUGACCAAGAGUCCAUUCGCUUGUUUGAGAUUGUGGCAGGCUUGGACAAGGAAAUAGAUGUGUAUGAACUACAAAAACUUCUCAACAAGAUCACCAGUAAAUUCAAGAACUUCAAGACCAAAGGCUUUGGCUUGGAUGCCUGUCGCCGUAUGCUCAACCUCAUGGAUAAAGAUGAUUCUGGCAAGCUGGGGCAUCUGGAGUUCCAGGUCCUGUGGAAAAAAAUCAAGAAAUGGACGGACAUCUUCCGAGAGUGUGACCAGGACCAGUCCGGCACCUUGAACUCCUAUGAGAUGCGCUUGGCAAUUGAGAAAGCAGGCAUUAAGAUGAACAGCAAGGUGACCCAGGUGGUAGUAGCUAGAUACUCAGAUGACAAUAUGAUGGUGGACUUUGACAACUUUAUCAACUGUUUCCUGAGGCUGAAAGCCAUGUUCUCGUUCUUUCUAUCCAUGGACCCCAAGAAUACUGGUUCUAUCCGUUUGAAUAUGGAGCAGUGGCUGCAGAUUACCAUGUGGGGGUAG